Carassius auratus (goldfish) is the source of this 4075-nucleotide messenger RNA. RefSeq names its product protein phosphatase PTC7 homolog. Gene Ontology annotation, cellular component: mitochondrion. The record is from RefSeq and is a predicted model, not a curated record. The coding region runs from base 261 to 1154 and encodes 297 amino acids. Gene Ontology annotation, molecular function: protein serine/threonine phosphatase activity. Gene Ontology annotation, biological process: protein dephosphorylation. Lineage: Eukaryota; Metazoa; Chordata; Actinopteri; Cypriniformes; Cyprinidae. The transcript is spliced from 6 exons.
GGGCGCUAGUGAGCGAGUUGAGUACGCGAGAGGAUGUCGGAUGGGAUGGAGUGUAUUGGAGGAACUGUCUGUUAAAUCUGCUAAAACAUAAAACAGCUCAGUCUUCCGGCAUUCACUGAAGAAGAAAGGAGUUUUGUAUCACUUGUAAAGCGGUUUGCUUCGGCUCGUGUGUUUGGUCCGCGGUGCGCGGAGCCGGAUGUCGGCGCACGAAGGCGGACGCUAGAGAGACUGGAGACGGGCUCGGCAGCUACACGUCGGGGAUGUUAUCGGUACUCUCCUAUGGCAGGAUCGUGGCCAGGGCUGUCCUGGGCGGACUCUCGCAGACGGACGGCAGAGAUUACAGCCUGGUCACGGCCAGCUGCGGCUUCGGGAAGGACUUUCGGAAAGGGAUCCUGAAGAAGGGCAUGUGUUACGGAGACGAUGCCUGUUUCAUCGCCCGGCACAAGUCCGCAGAUGUCUUAGGUGUUGCGGAUGGUGUCGGGGGCUGGAGGGAUUACGGCGUGGACCCGUCCCAGUUCUCUGCCACCCUGAUGAGGACGUGUGAACGGCUCGUGAAGGAGGGCCGCUUCACUCCCAGCAGCCCCGUGGGCAUCCUGACCUCCGGCUACUAUGAACUCCUGCAGAACAAAGUACCGCUGCUGGGGAGUAGCACAGCUUGUAUAGUCGUUCUGGAUCGUCGGAGUCACAGGGUACACACCUGUAAUCUGGGAGACUCGGGCUUCUUGGUGGUCCGGGGUGGAGAGGUGGUCCAUCGGUCAGACGAACAGCAACACUACUUCAACACACCCUUCCAGCUGUCCAUAGCCCCGCCGGGAGCAGAGGGCCUGUUGUUGAGUGACAGUCCUGAAGUGGCAGAUAGCGCCUCCUUUGAUGUCCAGUUAGGGGACAUUAUCUUAACAGCUACUGAUGGCCUCUUUGACAACAUGCCUGACUACAUGAUCCUGCAAGAACUCAAGAAACUCAAGAACACCAAUUAUGAUAGUAUCCAGCAGACUGCCCGCAGCAUCGCUGAACAGGCCCACGAGUUGGCCUAUGACCCCAACUACAUGUCCCCUUUCGCCCAGUUUGCCUGUGACAAUGGGUUGAAUGUAAGAGGGGGGAAGCCUGAUGACAUCACAGUGCUUCUGUCCAUCGUGGCAGAAUAUACAGACUGAGCGCGCCCAGUGGAGCUCGCUCUUCUCUUACACCCGUGUCUUCCACCACUGCCCUCUUGCACUGCUCCCCAUCUCAGAUCUCCUAGAACCCCUUUCCAUUCUUCCACUUCUCGAGUAGUUCUCCACUCAACCCAGGGAGGAGAAUAGUGUGAACUCGUUGGCCCGGGUGGUGAUGCAAGCGGUACAAACAGUCCAAAAUUGAUGUCCUCACUUGUGUCCAAAAGGAUUUUGGGAAUCUUCAACCCGUGUUGUGAAUUUGAGUCAUUUCUAGUUUUCCAAAGGGGGAGGACAGCCAUGCAUUACCCUCAAAAAAGUGGUUUCUUUGUGGAGAAGCUGUUAUAUUCACUCGUGUAGUUUGUGCAAAUGAAAAGUUGUUGUUAAAUGCUUGGUUGUCUAUGUCUUGAGAGAGAAUCUAAAGUCUCUGAAGUCUAUAUGAGCUGGAGUGCCUCUGUGUUUGUGUGUGUACGUGUAUAACGUGUCCCGUUUGGUUGUCGGUUAACUUUGGUUAAGCUGUAACAGAAAGGUAGGUUAAAGUUCAGAAGGAGGCCUGGCUAGAUUUAAAACUGUUGGGAAAUGCAAGUGCUUUAGGAUGUGCUGGCUAGUUCUGUUCUAGUUAGACAACCUUCACCUACACUGUCACUUUGUGAGGUCUCGGAUGAUGGAUUGCAGGUUCAAAGGCAUGAAGGAGAUUGGCUAUGAAUGCAUAGCUUGUGUUUGGUUAUAUACGAUAGAAACUAAACUGCACAGACAUCAAAGACUUAGUCAGGGUCGUGCCAUAUUUAAGUUUUCACAUGAAUGAAAAUAAGGCUGUGAGGGACCGUAGUACAGCCCUUUUAGAGCGUUGUACUGUUGUUUAACUGCAUAUUGAUAAAGUCUUUUCGAAAAACAUUCAAUAGACUGCAAAAACUCCAUAAAACAGUUUUCAAAGUUGGGAUUUGGUGAAAAUGACCUACCGUAUUUUCCGGACUAUAAGUCGCACUUUUUUUUCAAAGUUUGGCUGGUCCUGCGACUUAUUUAUCAAAAUUAAUUUGACAUGAACCGAGAGAAAUGAACCAAGACUGAUGCCACUUAUACUUAGGUGCGACUUAUAGUCCGAAAAAUACGGUAAUCUAGGACCUAUAUUGCAUGCCUUUGUAAAAUCCUCGUUUUCAAUAUGGCGUCAAACCUGAAGAAAGGUCUGUACCAGAGAAUGUCACAAUCCGCUGAUAGACAGAUACACUUGUUCAUGGGAUGCUGGAUGUUGACUUUGAAUGCGUGUUGGAUGUAUAUUUACAUGACUUCACCUCUCGACCCUUAGAGUUUGAAAGUCUACACGCACAACUGACUAGCAUCUGCCAAUGCUUUUCAUGAAUUGAAAGGUCAGGUAUAUAAAUAAAUGUUUUAUUUUUAUAAAUAUUUAGCUUAAGAUUAAACCGAAUGCAGAAAUUAGGGAAUUUUGGCGUUUUCUGUGCUCCCUAGCGAGGUUUGGGUUAUUUUUUUAACUGAUUGAAGGGUAUCUAACGCUUUUUGUUUAUUUAGAUUGGUCCUAGAGAACUUUUUCCACAUUCAUGUGCUGCUUUAAUUUUCUAAAUUAUAAAUGUGUGAGUGACUACAUUAUUUAUAUGAAUGUUUUUACCUGUACAAUAAAAAAAAAUGGGUUAGCUGAGGGUGAUUUUAUUUCACGAAAGUGACAAUUCCUGUAGACCAUUAAGUGUGAUUGGCUUGCAGUCUUUGGAUAAAAUGAAACACAGAUUCUAUGAAAAACAUCAACUAUACAUAAUAGUAAUAUUUUUGUCCAGUUUAUCGAGAUAAAAACUAAGAAGUACAGAUAUUUAAAAUUGUCUUUUUAGUUUUGUUUCUCCAAUAUCUGUGAAAUAUUGUGCAUGCCCAGGAUGGCAAACCUUAGUCAAGUAUGCAUUCAAUUGGGUAAAAAUGACUGAUAUGUGUAUAGUCCAUGAAUAAAUGUGACUUCAUAUUGAAAUGCUGUGUAACUAAACAUGGAACUCGAUGUUUUGUGAGGUUUGCCAUCCUGAUAUGUCCCACAAAGGCAUGGCUUUACAGACAGAGAGGACUAUAAUCAAGUCCUCAGUUGUGCCUGCAACACAAUUUGACCAGAACUGUGGUUUCUUAUUACAUGUAAUGUCUUGUGGGUUGUGGUCAUGUUGGAAUCACCAUCUCGAUUCACAUUGUGUAAUCGGUAAAGAAAACCAAAGCGCGAAAGCCAUAAGACAAUUAUGACCAAUCUUUUCUCAAUGUCAUCUACAAAGGCCGCAGAUGAAUUGAUAAAUGUUGAGAGUAUCUGCCAGAACCACCAUCGUGUCCCAUGUCUGCUUUUCUUUAUAAAUAAUGGAAUGGAAAUCAACGAAGCCAGUCAUGUCUAAUGGUUGAGAUUGACAGUUGUGUACUUGACAAUUAAAAAUGUGAUCUAGGUCGAAAAUGUUUUAGCUGUCUUUUUAUUUUAGUCAGUGGUGAUGUGUGUGAUAUCAGCGCCUCUAGAGGCAGCAAAUGGAAUUGCCCUUUCCCCCUUUUUUUAACGGUUUGUUUGAGUAAUGACAGUGUUUGGCUUUGUUCAGGUGGGCAAUAAGAAUUGGGCUUAUUUAUUUUGGAUAAGGAAAGUCAUAAAUAAUAAUAAUAAUAAACCGUUAUUAGGAACACCCAAACAUGUAAAUUAUAAAUAGAUAAUUAAAAAUAAAACUGAUCUAAAGAAGUCAUUUUUGGAUUUGUUUGAAUACGUCUCAGUGUGAACGUAACACAUGGAACAUACAAAAGAAAAAUGUGAUGUCAAGUUUUCGAAUUUAUGUCUUCUCUUUACAUUGACAGCUACUUUCAAUUGUUGUAUUUGAAGUUUAUAUUGGGAUUGCAAGUGAUAACACUGGAUAUUGAUUGUUUGUAUACACUGAUAUGACUUCUUCACUUACAAAAUGCUGGUGCGAGAAAAAAAA